AGCUACGUACCGUCACGUCACGUAGCGAUUCUGCACCUCUUACGCAAUCUGCGCAUUGUCCGCUCCUGUCAUCGCGGCGCACCACCACCCUGGUCAGUGCGGGGAACUACUUUCUGUAACCGCCGCUCUCUCCUGGAGCCUUUUCAACCACACAAUGGGGAACAGAGAUGAUGAGUAUGAUUUCUUGUUCAAAGUUGUCCUGAUUGGAGACUCAGGUGUGGGGAAGAGUAACCUGCUGUCCCGUUUCACCCGAAACGAGUUCAACCUGGAGAGCAAGAGCACCAUAGGGGUGGAGUUCGCCACCCGCAGCAUCCAGGUGGACGGAAAGACAAUAAAGGCUCAGAUCUGGGACACGGCGGGACAGGAGCGCUACAGAGCCAUCACCUCAGCGUAUUACCGGGGGGCCGUGGGAGCGCUCCUAGUUUACGACAUCGCCAAGCACCUGACGUACGAGAACGUGGAGCGCUGGCUGAAGGAGCUGAGGGACCACGCCGACAACAACAUCGUCAUCAUGCUGGUGGGGAACAAGAGCGACCUCCGCCACCUCAGGGCCGUUCCUACCGACGAGGCGCGAGCGUUCGCAGAAAAGAACACUCUGUCAUUCAUUGAGACGUCGGCGCUGGACUCCACAAACGUAGAAGAGGCGUUCAAGAACAUUUUAACAGAAAUUUACCGCGUCGUUUCACAGAAGCAGAUAGCUGACAGAUCUGGACACGACGAGUCUCCGGGUAACAACGUAGUAGACAUCAGCGUCCCGCCGACGACUGACGGCCAGAAGGGCAACAAACUGCAGUGCUGCCAAAGCCUGUGACGCUCUGAAGACCCCGCCCCAUCCCACCCCCCAUCAUCACACCACCAGUGCACUUUUCUUUCCCCUUCAAAGCCAGCUCUCCCUUUACUUUAUCUUGCUCCUGUUUUGUUUUUGUUUUUUUCCAUUUUCCUCAAAGGUUUUGCCUUUUAUUUCGUAGUAAUACUUUGAAAGUCACUCGUGCUCUUCUCCUUCGCCAUGAGGGAAACAUUUCAGAAGCCUUUUACGUCCAUCGAGUUGAUCGUGGAGUCAGAGUGAAGGAUGGAGGCCAUCGCUGCUGCUGUAAUAAAGCUGUUUGAACCCUACUGUAAAGCUGUCAGUACAGCAAGGUUAGGAAAUGCAUUUCAGUGCUCGCCACUAGAUGGUGCUGUGUAAAUGAACUAAAUAGUUAUUCAGCCUGAUGAAGCAGUAUUCAAUGUUUGACAGUGUGCUUCUUACUCCCAUCUGUCAUCAUGCCAAAAAUAUUCUCACUAAAUAUUUAUUGAAAACAAAACAAGUCGGCUUAAUUUGUCAUUGUCUUACUUUCAGUUGAAAAACUGUAAAUUUACAAUAAA
Molecule: messenger RNA, 1362 nt
Organism: Cyprinodon variegatus (sheepshead minnow)
Lineage: Eukaryota; Metazoa; Chordata; Actinopteri; Cyprinodontiformes; Cyprinodontidae
Product: ras-related protein Rab-11B-like
Exons: 5
Coding region: 155-811 (218 amino acids)
Biological process (GO): constitutive secretory pathway; regulated exocytosis
Cellular component (GO): recycling endosome
Molecular function (GO): GTP binding; GTPase activity
Source: RefSeq, a predicted model, not a curated record